Molecule: messenger RNA, 3009 nt
Organism: Brenthis ino (lesser marbled fritillary)
Lineage: Eukaryota; Metazoa; Arthropoda; Insecta; Lepidoptera; Nymphalidae
Source: the annotation of a GenBank genome assembly
AUGAGUGUCAUCAUUAGACUGCAGAAUCUGCCCUGGUCGGCUAAUGCUCUCGACAUUAGGAAUUUCUUUCGGGGACUUUCUAUACCCGAAGGAGGUGUUCACAUCGUAGGCGGCGAGCUUGGAGAUGCGUUCAUUGCGUUCAGUACGGACGAAGAUGCGCGUCAAGCGAUGAUGUUAGAUGGGGGAAAGAUAAAAGAGAUCCAAGUAAAAUUGUUCCUGAGCUCUCGCUCAGAGAUGCACAAAGUGAUAGAAGCCGCACGACAAAGUGUACCGAUCUUAUCCCUCGCCCCGACCCCCGCACCCGCCCCGGUGGCCCCCCCACAGGUACCCACCCCUCCUCAACCAACACUCCCCGUUCCUCCUGCUAUUACUCCUUUUUCAGCUGCUCUAGGUACCAAUCCUCUAUCUGGCUUCGGAAUACCAGGAAUAGGUAAUCCUCAGGAGAUUCCUCAGCCCGCUGUCAUUGAACCCCCAGCCCCCCUCAUCAGUCCUCCCUUGAAAUCCCCUGUCGAAGAAGAUAAAGAAGAAGAGAAAGUGUCAAGGAAGCGUAGUAAAGAAAAGGACAGACGACGUACUCGAUCCCGAUCGAGGUCAAGAGACAGAGAUAGGAAAGAUAGAAAAAGGGAUCGUAGGGAUAGAUCGCGGUCAAGGGAGAGAAGGAGACGUGAUAGGAGUCGCAGUAGAGAUAGGCGCGAUCGUAAAAGGGACAGAAAGGAUCGCAGCCGCUCUCGCGAAAGAUCUCCGCGUCGGUCGCGAGAUAAGCGCGGUGAUCGUAGAUCUCCACACAACUCUCAAGAACGGUCUCUCGAUAGUAAUGAAAGCUCAGGUGCACUUCCCGCAUCAGCAUAUGGUAACAAUUCUAAUGGGCCGCAAAUGUCGAUGGUGCAAAACAGUCCUCUGCAAAAUGGGCCAAUGAACUUUAACGAUCCAUCCUUAACAGAUGCAUUUAAUAAGUUACAAGAACUGGGUAAAAAACGUAAUCCAAACGCCUUCCAAGGCGACCAGCAGAAUGGCAGUAGAUUCCAAGGCGGGCGGGGAAGCAAUAAUUCAUCGCGCGGAGGAGCCUCAUUCCGUAGAGACGGAAGGCCGUCGAGGUUCGACGAACAGCAAAGAGAUUGUUGUGUCGCGAUUAGAAAUGCUCCAAAUCAUACAAGCUAUGGCGAUGUGCGCCGGUUUUUCCCUUUCAUGAUCGAUAAGCAUGGCAUCAAAAUGAUUAAUGAUAACAUGGGACGACGUACAGGCAAUAUCUUCGUUCGAUUCUGUGACCCCCGAUCUAAACAGCUAGCGUUGCAACGGAAGAGUAAUGAGUUGAAAGGUGCACAAGUCGUUGUUGAGUCGUUGGACGACGAUGCCUAUGAGUCUGCCGUAGACUCUUUCCUACCGUAUCGCGAAGAUAAUGACGAUGAAGAUGCAAGUCUAAUCAUCGCAGACGGAGAUGACAGUUUAACUAAAAAGUUUUGCGCGCUGAAACUUAGUGAUUUACCUAAUUUCGUUAAAGAACAUGAUAUCAUGAAAGCCUUCAGUGAUUUUUCUCUUCUCUCUAUUCUAUUGAACGAUUGCCGUGUGAGUCGAACUAAGAUCGCCUUCGUCCAGUUUGUCAAACCUGACGAGGCGAAAUCGGCUUUCGAUCGGAGAGAGACGUAUUUAUUUGGUAGGCGUCAAGCCGUUAUUACUCCAAUGUCCGAUGAGGAAUUUGCAAAGGAGAAAAUAAAUCAUGAUAAAACCGAGCAACCGAUUUUGAAAGGAAAGAUUAUUGAAAACGAACAGGUGCCAGAGCCGGUAAUACCUCGUGACCCUCGACAACGACGUCAAAUAGAUAACGGACCGAGUUCGCAAGGCUCGCCGGCGAUGCAGGCACCGGUGCAAACGCCCUUUUUCCCCAAUACACAAUUCCCGCAAAAUUUCGGCACGGCAUUUCAAAGUCCUCAAUUUAAUAACCCCACAUUCCCAGGACAAGGCAAUAUGGAGCCCCGAGCGUCUCCCACCACCUGGGGUACUCGUAUGAACUUCCCGAAACAGCCAGAUCAGAGAAUGCCAGCGAUGCAAGUCCCUCAGGUGCAAGUGCCACCUGUUGCCAAAAAGCCAGCUAUAUCGGUUAACAUGGAAGAUGAGGCACUCGACUGUGUUCUAAUGAAAGGCCUCCCUCGCGACGCUACCGACCGGACUAUCGUUAACUUUUUAGCGGAUACCGGCGCGGUUCCAGCGAGAAUACAUCUUAUGUUAGAUUCUAAUGGUUUGCCCUCCGGAGAUUGCUUCUGCGAGUUCCGAUCGGGACAAGAAGCAAGGAAAGCAGCAACCAAACAUGGACAAACAUUAGAGGGUUGUCGUGUUACAGUAGAUUUAGUUAUGCGAAGUGUUGUGGAGGAAGCCUUGGAAGGUCCAAAAAUGGAUGGACAGCAGCCAACUCCUCAACAACAAGUAUUACUUGGAAAUGUUCCACCUCCCUUUAUGAACACCACUCGCGGAGGGUUUAUGGGCCGCGGUCAGUUCAGAGGGAGAGGGAGUUUCGAUAGGGGUGGUUUUAACCGUGGCGGUUUUGAUCAGCGAGGUGGUUUCAGAGGUCGCGGGUGGAUGGACCGAGGUCGUGGGUUCGAUCGAGGCAGAGGUCGCGGGUUCCCACGAGGCCGUGGCGGGUUCGAUAACGGUCAGAUGCACAUGCGCUCUGAAGAGGAGCAGGACCCAGCUCUCGAGAAUUUUGGUGCACCCGGCUGUGUAGUCACUAUGGAGAAUGUACCAUUCAGAGCGACUGUGGACGAUAUCAUGACGUUUUUCGGGGACUUUGAACUAACACAAGAUGAUAUUAUAAGGAGGUAUAACGAGCGAGGGCAGCCGACCGGCGACGCACGGGUCGCCUUCAGGACGCCCUUUGACGCGCAACGCGCCAUCAAAACUCGCCAUAUGAACUCCAUAUACGACAGACGGCACAACCUGAACAAUACUGCCGCAGAGAAAGAGCUCGCUUGUGAUGAUCUCGAGUUCAGCAAUGCUUAUUGGCACCAACAUAGGAUU